Solanum pennellii is the source of this 749-nucleotide messenger RNA. RefSeq names its product RING-H2 finger protein ATL54-like. Gene Ontology annotation, biological process: protein ubiquitination. Gene Ontology annotation, molecular function: transferase activity. The record is from RefSeq and is a predicted model, not a curated record. The transcript has a single exon. Bases 141 to 683 code for a protein of 180 amino acids. Lineage: Eukaryota; Viridiplantae; Streptophyta; Magnoliopsida; Solanales; Solanaceae.
AUGGCUCACAAUGACUUCUCAAUUAAAUCAUCAUCAUUUUCUAUCCACAACUUAACCUAACUUCAUUAUUUUUAUUCAUACCAAACACCCCCUUUCCAAUAUAUUCACAAUUUUUUUUUCUUUUGAUCUUGUCAUUGGCCAUGAGGCCAAGAAUGUUAUUUCCAACUUCAAACCAAACUACAAAUUGCCAUAAUGUUUGUGACUCAACAUGUCCUUAUGGUUGCUAUCCAUACCCUAAUAUAAACUUUUACAUCCCACCACCACCAACACCAAUCGAAUCGAACAACAAAGUUGUUCAGAACAUUUUACCUUAUAUUAUUAUAUCCAUCGCGUUAUUUGUUAGCUUGUUCCUACUCCUUACCUACUACAUAAUCGUAGUAAGAAAUUGCUCGAAUUGGAAUCGUAGAAGAACGAGAGGAGAAGGCGAUGACGAUGAGUCGAUUAUUGAUCAUCCAAUUUGGUACAUCAAUACUAUAGGAAUUGAAGUUUCUUUCGUCAAUUUGAUUACAAUUUUCAAGUACAAAACAGGGGAUGGUUUAGUUGAUGGAACAGAGUGCUCCGUUUGUUUGAAUGAAUUUCAAGAUGACGAAUCACUUAAGUUGUUACCUAAAUGUAAUCAUGCAUUUCACAUCGAUUGUAUCGAUACGUGGCUUAGAUCACCCAUCCACGAACAAGGAUUAUGAUAGAGUUGUAAAUACUCUUUCAUACUUAACCAUAAAUAUUAAGUUCGAGUCCAUUUUAAUACGAAA